AUGAGCCACCCACCGUGCCUGGACCCCAGCCUGGCUGCUGGGGAGAUGCAGUCCCCCAGGACGGCAGGGAAGAAGCGAGGGCGGCCCCCGCUGCAGCCCGCGCCCAUCAAAGCGGCUGUUCACAACCUCUUCCCAGUGCCAGCCGGGGCUCUGCCAGUAGUGAAGAUCCCAAAGAAGAGAGGCAGAAAACCCGGCCACAAGCUGAAAUCUCGUGUCCUGAUGACUCCUCUAGCAAUCUCUCCGCCGAGAAGCACGCCGGAGCCGGAUAUUAGCUCAAUCCCCCAGGAUGCAGCUACAGUACCCAACUCGGACACCCCACAGGCUCUCACAGUCUGCAUUUAUGUCAACAAACAAGCGAACCUGGGGCCGUACCUUGACAGAAAAAAGGUGCAGCAGCUGCCGGAGCACUUUGGCCCGGAGCGGCCGGCGGCGGCCCUGCGGCAAGCAGUGCAAGCCUGCAUCGACUGUGCACUCCAGCAAAAGGUGGUCUUCUCCCUCAUCAGGCAGGGCUAUGGAGGAGAGAUGGUGUCAGUUUCAGCUUCCUUUGAGGGGAAGCAGCAUCUGCAGAGCCUGCUGGUAGUGAACAGCAUCGGGUACGUCCUGCGCUUCCUGAAGAAGCUGUGCCGCAGCCUCCAGUGCGCCAACCUCUUCAGCAACCAGCCCUUCCCGCAGGGCGGCGCCGCGGCCGACAGCGCCGAGGGCUACCAAAGCACGCGCAUGGAGGCAGAGACAGUUAUACCUGAGGACUACCUGGCUGGUGCUCCGAACAGGAAGCCGUACAGUGUGGAUCCUGCCGAUGCUGCCUUGGGUUCCAUGGGCUCCAUGUACACCGUGCGCCCGAGUCCUGCAGAUGGACACCCUGCUGGAGGCUUCUCUCCCUCCCGUGGCCAUCAUCCUGCCCAGAUGUCUUCAGGGGGGUCCUCAUCUACUGGCCUGCGGCAUCAGACCUCCAGCCCAACAAGGAAUGGGGCCUAUCUUGAAGGAAACAGAAGUGCCUCAAGUCCUUCACCUGAACGACAGGAUGCAGCUCAGCCAUCAAGCAAGAAUCCUUUGACCUGGACAGUGGAUGAUGUGGUUUGGUUUGUGAAGGAUGCAGACCCUCAAGCUUUAGGCCCUCACGUGGAGCUCUUCAGAAAACACGAAAUUGAUGGCAACGCUUUGUUACUGCUGAAAAGCGACAUGAUCAUGAAAUACCUGGGGCUGAAAUUGGGACCAGCACUGAAACUGUGUUACCACAUUGAUAAGCUCAAGCAAGCCAAGUUCUAAUAAUUUCUUGAACAACAGAAUAUGAAAAAAUAUCUAGAUGGAAGACUAAAGGUAACAUGUUGCCUUACAGAAAUGCAUUCAUUUGCAGAUUGCUUUUCCUUCUUUUUUAU
Prinia subflava (tawny-flanked prinia) is the source of this 1376-nucleotide messenger RNA. RefSeq names its product Scm polycomb group protein like 4 (gene SCML4). The coding region runs from base 1 to 1266 and encodes 421 amino acids. The record is from RefSeq and is a predicted model, not a curated record. Gene Ontology annotation, cellular component: nucleus. NCBI's taxonomy places the organism in Eukaryota, Metazoa, Chordata, Aves, Passeriformes, Cisticolidae. Gene Ontology annotation, molecular function: chromatin binding; histone binding. The transcript has 7 exons. Gene Ontology annotation, biological process: negative regulation of DNA-templated transcription.